AACACAGAGUACUGAUGACAGAGGUUUGGAUAAUCGCUGUUCUACUGGCCUGACUUCUAGUUCAAAUGCAGACAAAAUAAAGGAAGCCUUAUUAAAAAGGAAGAAAAGCACAGCAAAAAAACGACAGGAAAUAAUAAAUCCUUCUGUGGUUCAGAUGGACAGUGUUCAAGAAGUGUUGCCAGAAACAGUGGAAUCGGAGUCUUCUCAGAUAGUAGCAGAAGUAUCUCCACAGGAAAUAUUAAAUGCUUCUGUGGUUCAGAUAGACAGUGUUCAAGAAGUGUUGCCAGAAACAGUGGAAUCGGAGUCUUCUCUGAUAGUAGCAGAAGUAUCUCCACAGAAUUCGUUGGAUAAUGCUGAGACGACGGAAGGAGAAUCAAAUAAUAUAUCAUAUAAUAAUAUUCUCCAAGUAUACACUAAUCGCUUCAAAGAACACGACAAUUUUUUGGCUAAUUUAAAAGCAAAUCUUCAAGCAGCACUGGCAGAGAAUGCCCAAUUAAAAAGGGAGAUAGUCACUAAGAACAAAAUAAUAGAAAAUAAAAAUACUAAAAUUGUAGAAAUAGAAGCAAUGAACAUCAAACUUCAACAUCAAGUUGUCGAUGGAAUGGUCGAAGUUUCUAGUUUAAUUCGAGGCCAUCAUGCUGACAUUGAUGGGGAGAGUACAGCAGUGGAAAUACCUGUAGGUAAAAUUACUUCGAACUAUAGAAAGUUUCACAUGGGAAGAGGCGAAUUUUUGAACAUUGAACAUUAUGCGAUGGCAAUGAGCAAUAUAAAUUCAAACCCCCAAUUUGUCAAAAAUAUUGCUUCAUCCGUUUUCGACAAGGAAACUUUACUCAGAAGCUCUGUAACAGGGAAAAAAAGUGGUCGGAGUAAAAAUCAAGAAAUUCCAUAUUCAUUGGACAAAAUUAAAUUGUUAGCAAUCAAAGAUACCUACAAGUAUUAUUUGCGGACAGAAAAAAAAUUUUCUAAAAACGACGCUGAUUGGGAAGCCCAUAGCACUUUCAAUUACAUAAGUCGGAAAAUUAGCGAUUUAAAAGGUCAUAAAUGCAAAAGUAAGUAAUUGUAUAUAUUAAUU
This is a messenger RNA of Leptopilina boulardi, 1072 nucleotides long. RefSeq lists its product as uncharacterized. The transcript is spliced from 8 exons. The record is from RefSeq and is a predicted model, not a curated record. Lineage: Eukaryota; Metazoa; Arthropoda; Insecta; Hymenoptera; Figitidae. Bases 155 to 1057 code for a protein of 300 amino acids.